UAAACCUUACUGACAUUAUUUUAAUGACAGACAUAUACUGUUAUAUAUAAAGGACUUUUCUGAUUUAGGAAAAUUUACAUUUUCUGUCUCUGGACAUUUUCGGCGAAAUAUUUUAAAUGGCGACGUACGAUUCUUGUAGGCAAGCCAGCAGCAUGGCGUUGUGUUUUAAUAGGGAAAGUCUUCCACAUAAAGGUCAUAGCGGAAUGAAUCAAUUAGGCGGAAUGUUCGUCAACGGCCGACCCCUUCCUGACAGUAUUCGUCAAAAAAUCGUCGAAUUUGCACAUAACGGUGCGCGCCCUUGCGACAUCUCGCGGAUCCUGCAAGUAUCGAACGGAUGUGUCAGUAAAAUUUUAGCAAGAUAUUACGAAACUGGGACAAUCCGUCCACGGGCAAUCGGGGGGAGCAAGCCUCGAGUCGCAACCCCGGAAGUCGUCAACAAAAUCGCUUCCUACAAGCGGGAGUGUCCCAGUAUAUUUGCAUGGGAGAUCAGGGAUCGUUUGUUAAACGAAGGAAUUUGCAACAACGAUAAUAUCCCGAGUGUGUCUUCCAUAAACCGCGUUCUUCGAAACUUAAACGGUGACCACCAAACCGGAGGUUUCAUUGAGACGACUGGUCGAGAUCCAAAAUCGGGUUCGCAGUUGGGGUUAGAGUGGUCAUUAACUUGUAACGGUUGGUUGCCCCAGCAAACUAUGUGCCAGGAACAAAUUGCGGCCGAAGGUCUUAUGGGACUGAAAGGCAAGGAAUCGGUUGUGGAAUCAGAAGCCAAAGACGGUAGUAGUGAAGCCCGCCUUCAAUUGAAACGUAAACUCCAACGAAACCGAACCUCUUUCACACAAAUUCAAGUCGAAGCUCUUGAAAAAGAAUUUGAAAGGACUCACUACCCGGAUGUUUUCGCACGGGAAAGGCUGGCAACAAAAAUUGAUUUACCCGAAGCUCGAAUACAGGUUUGGUUUUCGAACCGUCGCGCAAAAUGGCGACGUGAAGAGAAAAUACGUAGCCAGCGCAGCAGCGCCGCUAGUGACGGCUCUGACGUAAUGCGUAGAACGAACGAUCAACAAAGUAUCGGCCAAUGUGGUGUCUACUCCAGCGUUACACAACAGCAUGCACAAGCCAACCACCAGCUCCCAGCUUACCACAUGCCACCCGAACCUUACACGGGAAUGAACGGAUACCAGAUGACGUCACUCCCUCAAACCAUGAUCGAGCACUUCCCACCCAUGCACAGAAUGCACGAAGCUCCAUACUUAUACGGGUUAUCCAGUGGUGGUCCAAGCAACCUUACACCCCCACCACACUACACAUCGUAUGAUCAUGACCGCAGAGUUGAAGAACCAUCCCACAACACAAUACCCACACCCCCUAGCUCAGCCAACCAACCAUCGCCCGAUCACGACCACCACGGCUCUCAUAUGCAACCGCUAGACGGCGGUAUAUACCAAGCAUCGUUGAGUGGUAUGCACGUAGGCCAUCAACACCAUGCACUAGUUGGCGCCCAAGCUACUGACCAAUCAGCUUCGUCCAUGAUCGUUCCUCCAAUGACUGCCCUGCAGAAUCCUGCCAACUUCCAUACUGCCGAGGGUUAUUGGCAGUCAGGCGUCCAAGGCUAAACAACCGCAAAAGUGACGUUCGAUAGUUCAGUCAGUACGCCAUGUUUGAGUUAACCUAUAUAUUAUAAUUCGGGCACUUGUGUGUGGUGAAUGGCCAUGAGAUGAUGCCCAAACUACCUCCCUAGUCAAAGUUAAUUUAUGAACAUUUCCGUAACGCCCGUCGUGUAUUAAUCUUUAUAUAUAUAAGCGCAUUGAGGCGUUUAUGACUUAUUUACUUUUGCUUGACUUGUUCUGCAAACAAUAUUAUACAAUGUACUAUAUAAUGAUAAUUAAACGGAACUGUUUCUUGUACUCCGUGAAUACUGAUUUGUGCUCGUUGAAAUAAAUGUCCCAUUCAUGUUUAAAA
Molecule: messenger RNA, 1953 nt
Organism: Ciona intestinalis (vase tunicate)
Lineage: Eukaryota; Metazoa; Chordata; Ascidiacea; Phlebobranchia; Cionidae
Gene: pax6
Product: homeobox transcription factor Pax6
Biological process (GO): regulation of transcription by RNA polymerase II; anatomical structure development
Molecular function (GO): RNA polymerase II cis-regulatory region sequence-specific DNA binding; DNA-binding transcription factor activity, RNA polymerase II-specific
Source: RefSeq, a predicted model, not a curated record